Molecule: messenger RNA, 2232 nt
Organism: Quercus lobata
Lineage: Eukaryota; Viridiplantae; Streptophyta; Magnoliopsida; Fagales; Fagaceae
Exons: 9
Coding region: 221-2071 (616 amino acids)
Molecular function (GO): DNA binding
Source: RefSeq, a predicted model, not a curated record
GAAGAAUCCUAGUCGGCCUCAACCUUGUUUUCGAAGAAAUUGGUCUGUUUGAUAAAUCAGUAACUCCGAGGAUCAUGGGCCAAAAUUUCAAAACAAUUGGGUUCACUCUCGUACUGAAUUAUUAAAACCCAUUUUGUCAAACUUAGCUCUGACUUUUCUCUCUGUUUUCUCUCUUCCCACAGAGAGAGAGAGAUAGUAAGAGAAUCUGAAGAAGAAGAAGAUGAUGACGAGGAGGUGCUCGAGAAGGCUAAGCAUUAACAAAGAGAAUGAGAAAGAUGGUGGGUCAAAGAUGGUGAUGAUGAGGUACGAGAGAAGAAGGAAAAGGAUCAAGGAAGAGAGUGAGAAGGAGAAAGAGAAAGGGUCGUCUGAGAUGAUGAUGUACGAGAGAAGAAGGAAAAGGAUUAAGGAAGAGAGUGACAAUGCCGAGGAGAUUGAUAAAGAGAAUGUUGCAGAAGAUUGGUGUUUCGUUUGCAAAGAUGGUGGAAAGCUAAUUAUCUGCGAGCUCGGGGAUUGUCUAAAAGUUUAUCAUCCUGGAUGUGUGGGAAAGAAAGUUUCAUUUUUGGAGGGCAGAGAAAGCUGGACUUGCAAUUGGCACUAUUGCUCAAUAUGCCAUAAAUCUCCAAAGUUUCAGUGCUUUUGCUGUCCUUAUGCCAUAUGUGAGUGCUGCAUGAAUGCUGCUGAGUUUGCACCAACUCGUGGGAAGAAGGGAUUCUGCAGUGAGUGUUUGAAGCUUGUUCUAUUUGCAGAAGAAAACGUGGAGUAUGAUUCUGAUGGGGGCAAGAUAGACUUUAAUAACAGAGAUACCUAUGAGGGGCUGUUCAAGGAAUAUUGGGAUAUUGUAAAGGAUGAAGAAGGCCUGACUUUGGAUGAUGUCAGUAAUACAAAAGCCAAGAUGAAGAACAGUGAAAAUGAACAUGAACUGAUAAGAUCUGUGUGUGAUUUGGAUGAAAUGGAACAAUAUAGGCCUUUAUGCAAGCGGAGGAAGUCCAAGGCGCAAGUGUUCAUGGGAUGGGGAUCAAAACCUCUCAUUGAAUUUCUCCAAUCCCUGGGUCAAGAUAUAACCAAACAGUUAACACAAUUCGAUGUUGAUCGUCUCAUUUUUGAAUACAUUCAAGAAAACAAACUUCUAGACCCAUUAAAGAAGAAGAAGGUCCUUUGUGAUGAAAGGUUGCAUUCUCUUUUUGGAAAGAAAUCGGUUUCUAAGAACCGUAUAUAUAAUCUUUUGGAUGUACAUUUUGCUGAGAACUUGGUGCAGUCAGAGGAGGAUGAAAUUGAGCAUGAAGAUAAAACCAAUUCCAGAGUCAAAAAUGAAAAUUUCAGGCUACCGUCUAAGAAGAAGACAAUAUUGAGCUCAGAUAAAUCUCCGUCAGAGGAAGUUGAAAGAAUUUUCCAACAAACAGGCUAUGCCUCCAUAAUUACUGAAAACAUAAAGCUUCUAUACUUACGGAGGAGCUUAGUGGAGGUGUUAUUGAAGGACCGCAAUAGCUUUAGUGGAAAAAUAGUGGGGAGUCUUGUGAAAGUUAAAAAUGACCCCAUGGAUUAUUUGCAGAAAAAUUCUCACCAGCUUGCCCAAGUUGUAGGCGUGAAAGAAACCUCAUCAGCUGGUAAAAUCAAUAGUGAAAUUCUCCUGCAAGCUUCCAGUGUACCAAUGGACAUUCGCAUUUCCCUGCUGUCUGAUUCUGACUUCACCAAGGAGGAAUUGGAGGAUUUGCAGCAAAAAGUAAAAAACGGCGUGCACAAAAAACUGACUGUUGUGGAGCUAGAACAGAAGGCCAGAAGUCUGCGUGCGGAUAUAAUGAAGCAUUGGAUUGAGAGAGAGCUGGUUCAAUUACAAAACCGCAUUGAUUAUUCAAAUGAGAAGGGCCUGCGAAAAGAAUUAUCUCAAUAUCUAGAUCAAAGAGCAUUGCUCCAAAAGCCUUCUGAGCAGGAACGAUUGAUAAAUCAGGUGCCAGAGGUUGUUGCAGAGUUUGUAGAGCUCGAAGUUGCUUCUGGAAACUCAGAAUCUGAUAAACAACUCAGUUCAUGCUCACCACAAUCGAUUGUGCAUGAUCCCAAAACUCCCAGUACUUGAAUUGAAUUUUUUUUAAUUGGUGAAUUAAAUUCUGCAGGGCUGUGACUUAAAAUAGUUUAAAUUUUAAGAGUUGUCCAAUGCAAUUAUAUUUUACCCUUUAGUAAAUGUUAUGUUAUAUAUUUUAGAUGCAUCAUGUUAUCUUGAUCUUUUCCAGCUUUGGA